ACACACACACAUUAUAACCUCAACUGCAAUUACACGCGGUGCAUAUGUUGCUGUCGUUGUUUAUGUUUAUUACUUGUCUCACAUUUUUACGAAAUAUAACAGUCAUAUAUUACUAAUUCUCUUUGAAAAAUAUGUGCGGAAUAUUCUGCAUGAUAAACAGUAGUGCAAAUGCCAGGCGAGAAUCUUCAAAUCCAAAGGAACCAUUUGAGUGGACAUUAUGCAAAGACAUGAUAGCAGCUCGAGGACCAGACUGUUUGAACAGCUUGGAAGAAGGUCUGACAGAACUAUGGCAUGGUCACUUCCAUGCAAGUGUAUUAUGGAUGCAAGGUGCAGAGCCAGUUUCACAACCACUUGUUGACACUGACUGCAACAUACUUCUUUGGAAUGGAGACGUAUUGGCUGGUAACAUGCACAAGAGAGGCAUUUGUGACAGUACAGUUGUUUUAUCAGCUUUGAAAAAUUCUAACGAUAUUGCAGCCACAGUAAGGGAGAUUAAAGGGCCAUUUAGCUUUUGCUAUUACCAAAAAUCUUCAAACAUGUUAUACUUUGCUAGGGACAAAUUUGGAAGGCAUAGCUUACUGUUUAAAAUAAACGAGAGACAUGACUCAUUAGUAAUAACAUCUGUUGCUGUUAAAAGUAUGCCAAAUAUUGAAGAAUUGCCAGCAAUUGGAAUAUUUAUAGCAGACUUAAACUAUGAAAAAGUGCAGUUAAAAUGCAUUCCAUGGGUGGAACCAAAUGAGCGAGUUAUCAAAAUAUUGAAUGAUUUGGAAAAUAGGCUUAAUAUUGUUGUAAAUAUUCUUAGAUCCGAAAAUUUUCCAGAAAUAGAAAACUUGUCUUUAGGCCUAAUACCUGAUUCUGAAAUGGGAUUUUUAAAAUAUUUCAAAUAUACCAAUGUGUGCUCAACUUAUGAUGAGAUUAUGGACUAUUUACUGAGACAAGAAAGCAUUAACGAAACAGUGGAUCGUUUGUUGAUAUUUUUAGAAGAAUCAGUCAGAAGAAGAGUUCAAUUAAUUCCUGAAUUUUGUAGAAACUGUACCGGAGUAGCUCUCAUGUCUGUUGAACCUUGCAAACAUGCAAAAGUUGGCCUCCUGUUUUCAGGAGGAUUAGACUCAGCCAUCCUAGCUGUGAUGGCUCACAGAAAUAUUAAUCCAAACGAAACAAUUGAUCUGAUUAAUGUUGCAUUUGAAAAGAAAAAUAAUUCAAAUUAUGAGGUGCCAGACAGAAUCACAGGCAGAAAAACUUUCAAUGAAUUAUUAAAAAUCUGCCCUAACAGGAAUUUCAAUUUUAUCGAGGUGAAUGUUUCAGAACAGGAAUUAAAAAUUUAUAGGUCAACACAAAUUGCAAAUUUAGUUUAUCCGCGCGCAACUGUCCUUGAUGACAGUUUAGCUUGUGCUGUUUGGUUUGCUAGUAGAGGUAGAGGUACAGUUUACCCCAAAAAGGAAUUCUACACAUCAAGUUGCAGAGUACUCCUACUUGGAAUGGGAGCUGAUGAACAGUUUGGUGGAUACAUGAGACACAGAACGAUUUUAAAACAUAAAGGAUGGGCUAUUCUUACAGAAGAACUACAACUUGAAUUUGAUAGGAUUUCAGAAAGAAAUUUAGGAAGAGAUGAUAGAAUGGUUGCUGACCAUGGGAGACAGUCAAGAUUACCCUAUUUAGAUGAGGAUCUCGUUCAGUUUGUGCAACAGCUUGCACCUUGGGAAAGGUGCUGUCCAGUCGAAAAAUUUCCACCGGGACUAGGUGAUAAGCUGCUAUUACGUCUUUUGGCAAGAAAAAUAAAAUUACACGAAGCCGCCAAAUUUCCAAAACGAGCUUUUCAAUUUGGAUCGCGUAUAGCCGAUGGAAAAGAAAACGCAAAAGAUGUAUCAAAGCGUUUAUAAUUGACGUCUUUUUGUUUAUGCUAAACGACUACUGCAGUUAUUGUGCUGCUUGCUUAUCAGUUUCACAAACAUUCGUUCUCAACAAGGCCAACUCUUAUCUGUCUAUCAGCAGUAUAGAGCACCACAUUGAGAGUAAAUGCAGGAGGGUUCACUGAAACGGAAAAUAUUAUUACUAAUAUAAGAAAAUUGCAAAAAAUGACAAAACAGGCAGGACAAUUUAAUGUUUAUCUAAGUGCUGCUCCAGCAGAUCUUGAACAAGAAUUUAAAACUUUGUUAACACCAGAGGCCAUAGAGUUUUUAGUUAAACUUAACCUUCAUUUCCAAGAUAAAGUAGAUGAUUUAUAUACUGCUAGGGUUGAGAGAAAGUUUGUGCAGAGAAAGACUGGAAAAAUACCAAAGUUUGUAGAAACUAAUUUCGCUAAUGAGAAUUGGAAGGUGUCUCCAGUCAGUAAGUUAUAGAAUCAUCAAAUUUAUACGCCAAGUAAUUUAAAAAACUAAGGAAGCGGCGAAAAUUUAGUACAAAUUACUACUGCAUUAAUGUUUUAGAUCACAGACUUCAAAAUCGACAUCUGGAUCUUGGAGACGUCAGUCCAAGUGACUAUCUUCACUUCACCUCCUGCCUUAAAGCAAAUGUUCAAGGAGUGCAAGUCGAUUUUGACGACGGGCACUGUCCAACGUGGAAGAAUCAAAUAAUGGGCUUGUACAACGUUUAUCGCGCUGUUCACAAUGAUAUUCCAAACGUUCCGCAAAUAGCAAAUGCUCCGAUUCUUAUGCUUCGUCCAAGAGCUUGGAAUAUGAUAGAGCACAACAUGAGCAUCAAUGGCAGAGAAGUUCCGGGACCAUUGUUUGAUUUUGGUUUACUGAUAUUUCACAAUGGCUUGAUUCUGUCAGAAUGCAAUUCUGGGCCAUUUUUUUAUCUCUCUAAACUAGAAGGCGCGUGUGAGGCUAAACUCUGGAACGAAAUUUUCACUUGGAGCCAAUUGAAAUUACGGAUUCCAUACGGAACGAUCAAAGCUAGCGUUCUUAUCGAAAAUAUAUUAUCCUCGUUUGAGAUGGAUCAGAUUUUGUACGAACUGAGAGAUCACUCUCUAGGUUUGAACUGCGGAAUUUGGGAUUACGCAGCCUCGAUAAUUUCCAAGUUCGGCGACGAUUCAACUUUCUUGCUUCCAGAUAGAAAUAAAUAUGUCAAUAUGGGUAGACCGUUUUUGAAGAAAUAUAUGGACUUGGUCGUUCGAACUUGUCACAAAAGAAACGCGUAUGCGACUGGAGGAAUGACUGCCAAACUUUUACCAGACAAACAAUCCAAAAAUUAUUAUGAAACAGUAAAAAUUGUAUUGGGAGAUAAAUUAACGGAAAUACAGGCAGGAGUUGAUGGCUUUAUGAUCUAUGAUUUAGGACUGAUAGAAUUUAUUAACGAUCUCUGGAAAAAAUAUGGAGGCCCUUAUUCAAAUCAGCUGCAAUAUAAAGGAAAUACCGAGGAAAAGAUAACAGAAAAGGAUUUGUUAACACUGCCUAAGGGAGGAGUCACAGAAGAAGGAUUGAAGCAUAAUAUUACUGUAGCCAUAUUAUUCAUAUACAACUGGUUAUGUGGUCGGGGAGUUUUUGAAUUUGAAGGAGCUGUUGAGGAUUCUGCUACUGCUGAAAUUUCCAGAGCUCAAAUUUGGCAAUGGAUUAAGCACGGUGCUUUGAUGGAAAAUAAAAAUCAAUCUGUAACAAGGAGUCUUGUGUUUUCUGAGGCUUCAAACAUUUAUGAACAUUUGAUAAAUGAUUAUGGAUCUGAUAACUCGACAAAAACAAAACUUGCUAUUGCAUUUAACAUAUUUUUGGAUAUUGUAAAUCACAGAGACUUUCCAGAAUUUAUUACAACCUAUCUGAAUGAUGCCUAUAUUUUUAGGGCAUCGCAAGCUCAUCUGUAAUUUCUUGUAAAUAUAAUUGCAUCUAUGAAUAUAA
This is a messenger RNA of Nasonia vitripennis (jewel wasp), 3830 nucleotides long. RefSeq names its product asparagine synthetase domain-containing protein 1. The record is from RefSeq and is a predicted model, not a curated record. Gene Ontology annotation, molecular function: asparagine synthase (glutamine-hydrolyzing) activity. The transcript has 5 exons. NCBI's taxonomy places the organism in Eukaryota, Metazoa, Arthropoda, Insecta, Hymenoptera, Pteromalidae. Bases 132 to 1880 code for a protein of 582 amino acids.